ACUCCAGGAACCAGACAGAACACAUUCACCCCAGAUGCUCAGGGUCCCCAUCCUGGGGCCCCGAGCGCUGCUCCUGCUGCUCUCGGGGGCCCUGGCGCUGACCGAGACCUGGGCCGGAACCACCUCGGACCAAGAACGCGCGUCCUCCCCGCCCCCAGGCCCUCACAGCCUGCGAUAUUUCAGCAACGCCGUGUCCGGACCGGGCCGCGGGAAGUCCCGGUACAUCGGCGUCGUCUAUGUGGACGACACGGAGGUCGAGCGGUUCGACAGCGACGCCCCGAACCCGAGGAUGGAGCCGCGGGUGCCGUGGAUGAAGGACCCGUGGGUGGAGCAGCAGAUGCCGGGGUAUUGGAAAGAGCGGACGGGCGUUUGCACGCACUACGCGGAGAUUAAUGGAGGGAAACUGAACAACCUGCGCGGCCACUUCAACCAGAGCGAGGACGUGUCCCACACCUACCAGGAAAUGUAUGGCUGCACCGUGGGGUCCGACGGGCGCUUUCUCAGCGGGUACCAUCGGUUCCUCUACGACGGCACCGAAUACCUCGCCCUGAACCAGGACCUGAGCUCCUGGACCGCAGCGGACACAGCGGCCCAAGUCACCUGGCGUGAGGUGGUGCGGGUCCCUGAUGCGAAGGACCAGAGGGCUUACCUGGAGGGCGAGUGUCUGCACCGGCUCCACCUGUACCUGGAGAAGGGGAAGGAGACCCUACUGCGAGCAGACCCUCCAAAGACACACGUGACCUACCACCCCAUCUCUGACCACGAGGUCACCCUGAGGUGCUGGGCCCUGGGCUUCUACCCUGCUGACAUCACCCUGACCUGGCAGCGUGAUGGGGAGGACCUGACCCAGGACAUGGAGCUUGUGGACACCCGGCCUGCAGGGGACAGGACCUUCCAGAAGUGGGCAGCUGUGGUCGUGCCCCCUGGAGAGGAGCAGAGAUACACGUGCCAUAUGCAGCACCAGGGGCUGCCUGAGCCCCUGACCCUGAGAUGGGUUGGCCUCUCACCUUCCCCUCACAGAUCCCCCUCCUCAGACCUCCAUCACCAUCAUCAUCGUGGGCAUCGCUGCUGCCCUGGGUCUCCUUGGAGCUGCAGCUGCUGGAGCUGUGCUGUGGAGGAAGAAGUGCUCAGGCAGAGGCAGGAAGAGCUACACUCAGGCUGCCUGCAGCGACAGUGCCCAGGGCUCUGAUGUGUCUCUCACAGCUCCUAAGGUGUGACAGAGCUGCUUUCUACGGAACCUGCUGCUGAAACAGUCAUUGCUGCCUCCCCUUGGGAUUUGAAGGAUCCCUGACUGCUGUUUCUGCAACCAGCAUCUGAACAUGCCUACAUUGUAUUCAAAUUGGCUAUAUAUUUAUAUACAUAAUCUAAACAGAAGUGAUUUAGAUUAAAAAUGCCAAGUUGUAUGGUUU
Molecule: messenger RNA, 1409 nt
Organism: Phyllostomus hastatus (greater spear-nosed bat)
Lineage: Eukaryota; Metazoa; Chordata; Mammalia; Chiroptera; Phyllostomidae
Product: HLA class I histocompatibility antigen, B alpha chain-like
Exons: 8
Coding region: 35-1189 (384 amino acids)
Biological process (GO): antigen processing and presentation of endogenous peptide antigen via MHC class I via ER pathway, TAP-independent; antigen processing and presentation of endogenous peptide antigen via MHC class Ib; immune response
Cellular component (GO): external side of plasma membrane
Molecular function (GO): peptide antigen binding; signaling receptor binding
Source: RefSeq, a predicted model, not a curated record